Molecule: messenger RNA, 1049 nt
Organism: Suncus etruscus (white-toothed pygmy shrew)
Lineage: Eukaryota; Metazoa; Chordata; Mammalia; Eulipotyphla; Soricidae
Gene: ZNF333
Product: zinc finger protein 333
Exons: 4
Coding region: 8-931 (307 amino acids)
Biological process (GO): regulation of DNA-templated transcription
Source: RefSeq, a predicted model, not a curated record
UUGUGCAAUGGACCUUGCGGCUGCUCUUCAGGUUCAAUUUAGGGUGGAGAAGAUGGGGGCAUACCGAAUGAAGUCCUGUCUGCAGAAUAAGGUGAUGUUCCUCGACGUGGCUGUGACUUUCUCCCCCGAGGAGUGGCCAUGCUUGGAUCCCUCUCAGAGGAAGCUCUACAGAGAUGUGAUGCUGGAGACCUAUGAGCACCUGCAAGCAGUAGGGCAUUGCGGGGUAAAGCCUGCGCUGAUCUCCUGGUUGGAAGAAGGAUCCCUGGAGAGGCUGAAGAGAGGCAUGUUUGUAGGCAAGAAGAGAAAAAUUUCUGAAGAAAACAGAGUGUUUAAUGAUACAUGGACUGAAUCAUUUGCAUUCUCUACUGACGAGAUUGGUUUACCAGUAUGCUUAAUAUGUGGUAAGAAACUUGCAAACAACAAAAAGUCGAAUGUUGCAAGACAUUUCCAGAGUAAACACAGAGCCUUUGCUGAACAAUAUCCAGAUGGAGAUGAGAGACGAAAAGCCGUUGCAGAACUUAUGAGGAAGGUUGAUAGGAACAAAAAUCAUUUUAGCAUAUGUGCUGCCAAAGCGAGCACAGAUAGGAACAAAACUAAUUUUUUGAAUCAGAUAAAGUCUGAAAAUUCCUCAACAUAUGCUAGUUUUGUGGCCGCUCAGGAAAUAAUCAAGCAUGGGAAGCCAUUCACAGAGGGAGAGUUUAUAAAAGAAGCAUUCAUUAAGGUUUCAGAACAUCUAUACAAGGACUUCAAAAACAAGAAUGAAAUUGUGCAGAAAAUUAAAGACAUGCCUCUUUCUGCUAAGACUGUCAAAAUGGCAGAAAACAUUAACAAACAGCAAAUUCAAGACAUCAGUUCAGCUGUGACAUACUCGAUUGCCUGUAAUGAGUCCAAAGAUAAAGGUGAUAUUGAACAAAUAGCACUGUUCUGCUGAUAUGUGAACUCUUUUGGGCCACAAGAAGAACUGAUUGAGCUGAUACCACUAAAAGACUAAACAAGGGGUGAGGAUAUUUGUAAGGCUGUCUUGGACUAUUUAAGUGCAAAAAAAUAAA